Solenopsis invicta (red fire ant) is the source of this 1595-nucleotide messenger RNA. RefSeq names its product probable protein phosphatase 2C T23F11.1. NCBI's taxonomy places the organism in Eukaryota, Metazoa, Arthropoda, Insecta, Hymenoptera, Formicidae. The transcript is spliced from 4 exons. Bases 423 to 1388 code for a protein of 321 amino acids. Gene Ontology annotation, molecular function: cation binding; protein serine/threonine phosphatase activity. Gene Ontology annotation, biological process: protein dephosphorylation. The record is from RefSeq and is a predicted model, not a curated record.
AAUAGCAUCGUGACGUCAUCAACCUAAAUCAGCUGUUUAUCUCUCGGCUCGGUCGAUAUCUGUCUAGAGUUUUGACGUUGCACGCAUUGUUUCUCAUGGAAAGUGGUGAGCAAUACGGGACGGAGCUGACCACAAAUUGGCCACACAUUACGCGCGUCUCGACGCGUUGCUAUUCGAGAAACUGUUAUGAAACCGGAGCGGAGUGACGCGCGUUUAAAUUCGCGCUCCUACGACGACAUUUGUUUGUGAGGUGACGAGUUUUGCGAAAUUUUGUAAAUUCUGCGAAAUUGAUGAUUUACAAGUGUACCACGCCUGAACUCGUUUAAUUCUGGCACACUGACAUUAAUCGUCGUAAUGUCAAUAAAUUGCAUUAAAUUGCGCGUUAUUCGCGAACAGGCCUGAUAUCGAUUUGAAAGGGAAAAAUGGGGCAAACGCUCAGCGAACCGAUAACGAAGAAAAAGUCGGCCUGUUGUCGGGACAGCAACUACCGAGUGGGCAGCUCCUGCAUGCAAGGAUGGCGCAUUAAAAUGGAAGAUUCACACGUGCACAUACUCUCCUUACCCAGCGAUCCGGGUACCGCGUUCUUUGCCGUCUACGAUGGACAUGGAGGUGCAGCCAUGGCACAACACGCCGGGAAACAUCUUCAUGAGUAUAUAACCAAGAGGAGCGAAUAUAAAGCGGGCGAUAUCGUAGGGGGCAUACAGCAGGGCUUCCUAGAAUUGGAUAGAGCGAUGCAGAAUAACGUUGCUCUCAGGGACGAGCACGCCGGAACGACCGUCAUCGCGCUCAUUAUCAAGGAUAAUAUUUUGUACAGCGCUAACGCGGGUGACAGCAGAGCGGUGGCUUGUAUCAGCGGCAGGACGAUGCCCUUGAGUCGGGACCACAAGCCCACGUUGAAGGAGGAGCGCCGACGUAUCGAAGCGGCGGGCGGUUUCGUCGAAUACAAGAGAGUGAACGGCAAUCUCGCGCUGUCCCGUGCCCUCGGGGAUUUCAUAUUCAAACGGAACGAUCAUAAAUCGCCACAAGAGCAGAUUGUAACUGCAUUUCCCGAGGUACAACAAUUUACCAUUGAUGAAAACUGGGAAUUCGUUAUUUUGGCAUGCGACGGCAUCUGGGACGUGAUGACCAGCGAGGAGGUAGUUCAAUUUGUGAGAACGCGUCUUGCGCAUACGAGGGACGCCGGCGUUGAGUCGGCGAACGUCACGAUACAUCCCGAGGAGAUCUGCGAGGAACUCUUGAACUGUUGCCUGGCACCAGAUGCUCUUAUGGGCACCGGCUGCGACAACAUGACGGUGGUACUUGUGUGUUUUCUCCACGGCAAACCGUGUUCGUACUUAGUUUCGCGUUGCCAAAAACCACCGUCGAUCACGGACGAUAUCGAUUUAUAAUCGAUAACUGUUCUAGGCUAUUAGCGAUAUUUUAUCAUGUUUAACCUAAAUUAUUAUGAAUAUUUUACUUUUGUCUUCGUAUCGAUGCGUGACUUUUGAUAUAGUGAUAUUUGUUGUGCAACAUAUUACGCAAUACAUUGGCUCUGUUAUAAAGAGAUGAAACAGACAUAUUUAUAAAAUACAUUGUAUUUAUAUUUUCACUCUCGA